AAACCCAGCUCAUUCCAUUCUCUGUUCAGCUACAACCAUGACACAUCCCAUUCUGUUGCUUGGACUUCUGAUAAUAACAUACUUUAGUGGUUCUCAAGCUGAAAAUGCCUUCUCACAGUAUUGGGAAGAGCAAAUUGGUCUUCCACGCCCUCCACAUUGGUUAGUUGCAAAGACUUCUCCAUUAGACCUCCAUCAAACAGCAACAUUUAUGAAACUCAUGGAGGAAAAUGAAUUGUCUUCCCACUUGCGUUCAUUCUGUAAGCAGGCUAAUAUUGCUUGUUCUUCAAAUGCACUGGAUAAGAAGGCAAUAGACAGCAGAAACUUGUUAGCAGUAGCAAAAUGGAAUGUUGCCAAACUGAAAUAUGAUUCUCCAAAUGAUACACCCUUGCCUGUUGCUAGCCAAGGGGGAUUGCCAUUUUUUAGGGAGUCAAUGGUGAAAGAGGGAGGUUUCAUACAUGUCCCUGAUUUAAGAGACCCAAUGUCAUAUAAAUCAUUCUUGCCACAAUCUUUGGUUUCAAAGAUCCCAUUUUCCUUUGCCCAGAUCAAGGAGUUAAAGAAUAUUUUUGGAGUGGUGGAUGAAUCAAAGAUGGAUAAGUAUAUCCAAGACACCAUUGAGACAUGUGAGAAAAGUCCCAUUAGCGGUGAGCAGAGCACCUGUGUGACUUCUGCUGUGGAUCUCAUUGAUUUUAUUGUUGAGAAAUUAGGGCAUCAUGUACAUGUAUGGAGUACUGAGAGUGUUGAGGGAUCUUAUGAGAAUGUCACAAUUGGAUCUGUGAAACUCAUAUAUGGAAACCUCUUUGAACCACCAGUCAUAUGCCAUAGUCAGCCGUUCCCAUUUCAAGUGUAUUAUUGUCAUGUCUUACAGAAAGUAAAGAUAUAUGCAGUUGAUAUAUAUGCUCUGAAGAAAGUGAAUCAUGCAAUCAUGAUAUGCCAUUAUGAUACAUCAACUUGGAAUCCAAACCAUCUUGCUUUUCAGCUUCUAGGUUUUGGGCCAGGCCUAAUUAAAGUCUGUCAUUGGAUAAAUGAGAAUGGAAUGGUAUGGGUAAAGACUCUAGGUUGAGCAGCAUUUUGAAGAUUAUAUUAUCUUCCAAUUCUCUUGUUUCUGUUACAUGUUACUCCUUAUGCUAUUUGAAUGAUAAACAAUGGCCUAUUUUUGUUUUCUUA
Molecule: messenger RNA, 1164 nt
Organism: Macadamia integrifolia
Lineage: Eukaryota; Viridiplantae; Streptophyta; Magnoliopsida; Proteales; Proteaceae
Product: polygalacturonase-1 non-catalytic subunit beta-like
Exons: 2
Coding region: 38-1060 (340 amino acids)
Source: RefSeq, a predicted model, not a curated record